AUGAUGGCGAGCUUCAGGCAGGUUUCGGAAACUCGAAAAAGCCAGGCCGCUCUCUCAAACGGAGCCUCUCCCUCUUUGUCCCGCAGGUUUCCAGAGGCGACCCACCCCUUGGAUGCUCGGCCCCAGCGAGCGCUCGUCCACGGCGUCACCAUGAACCGCAACAAGCGUGAGAAGGAGUACUACAGCAUAGACGUGGGGGACUCCACCUUCACCGUUUUGAAGCGCUACCAGAACCUCAGGCCCAUCGGAUCCGGAGCACAGGGAAUAGUCUGUUCUGCCUACGACCACAACCUGGAGAGAAACGUCGCCAUCAAGAAGCUGAGCCGGCCCUUCCAGAACCAGACCCACGCCAAACGGGCCUACAGAGAGCUGGUGCUCAUGAAAUGCGUCAACCACAAGAAUAUCAUCGGCCUACUAAAUGUAUUCACACCACAGAAGACACUGGAGGAGUUCCAAGAUGUUUAUCUGGUGAUGGAGCUGAUGGACGCCAACCUCUGCCAGGUGAUCCAGAUGGAGCUGGACCACGAGCGGCUGUCCUACCUGCUCUACCAGAUGCUGUGUGGAAUCAAACACCUGCACGCUGCAGGCAUCAUACACAGGGACCUGAAGCCCAGCAACAUCGUGGUGAAGUCGGACUGCACGCUGAAGAUCCUGGACUUCGGGCUGGCCCGGACCGCCGCCACGGGCCUCCUCAUGACGCCGUACGUGGUCACCCGCUACUACCGCGCCCCCGAGGUCAUCCUGGGCAUGGGCUACCAGGCCAACGUUGAUGUCUGGUCUGUUGGCUGCAUCAUGGCUGAAAUGGUCCGGGGUAGUGUGUUGUUUCCAGGCACUGAUCAUAUCGACCAGUGGAACAAAGUGAUCGAGCAGCUGGGGACUCCGUCCCAGGAGUUCCUGAUGAAGCUCAACCAGUCGGUGAGGACCUACGUGGAGAACCGGCCGCGCUACGCCGGCUACAGCUUCGAGAAGCUCUUCCCCGACGUCCUGUUCCCCGCCGACUCGGAGCACAACAAGCUGAAAGCGAGCCAAGCCAGAGACCUACUAUCCAAGAUGCUGGUCAUAGACGCCUCAAAGCGCAUCUCAGUGGACGAGGCCCUCCAGCACCCCUACAUAAACGUGUGGUACGACCCGACCGAAGUGGAAGCACCACCGCCUGCGAUAACAGACAAGCAACUGGAUGAGAGGGAGCACACAGUGGAGGAGUGGAAAGAAUUGAUAUAUAAAGAAGUGCUGGACUGGGAGGAACGGACAAAGAACGGUGUCGUCCGGGGACAGCCUGCCUCCAUAGGUGCAGCAGUGAGCAGCGGCCCCGCGCAGCACCACCCCUCUGCGUCCUCCUCCGCCCCCGCCAACGACGCCUCCUCCUCCAUGUCCACCGACCAGACCCUGACCGACACUGACCGCAGCCUGGAGACGGCCGGCGCCGCCUCCGUGGCUGCCAGCGCUGCUACGGCCAGCGGCCCCGUGGGCUGCUGCAGAUGA
Molecule: messenger RNA, 1482 nt
Organism: Menidia menidia (Atlantic silverside)
Lineage: Eukaryota; Metazoa; Chordata; Actinopteri; Atheriniformes; Atherinopsidae
Source: the annotation of a GenBank genome assembly